UCCUAUCACGCCUAUUCAACCGCUUAUUCAAGGCAGAGACAAUAUCUAGGCCCACUUUGUUUCCAUCCGAAACGUCUCGCAGCCCCGAGAUCAGAUGAAUGACCGCGGCAGAGGCUGGGUCUUUGCAGGACCAUCUAUUGUCCAUUCUCCUUGCUGAACAGAAUUUCCCUUGACAUCGCAUGGAAGACCCAUCAACAUGGUCGCAAUUGAUCAAGCACUCGGGCGUACCUUGUACCAAUUCCCCAAGCGGUCGGGCAAAGUCGUCGAGGCCAGUCACCGGUGUGUAUCUGACAGAGGAUGCUUCUCACGUCAGUCAAAGGUUUUGGUGGGUUGGUGUCGGCCUGGAAGUGACGAGGACGCGGUAUCGUCCAUGGCGAUAUUCACUCGAGACUUUCAUAUCGUGCUGCGCAUCAACACAAUGAGCCACGUAAUUCGAGAGCAGCGUCGUCCUCGAGAAAUACCCUUCAUGUUAACUUGCGAACACGAGCUCGGAGGUUCAACAUCGCGACUGUCUUUCAAUGCCGUGCUUCACCUAUAUGCCACCCUGUCUUACUUUGUCGAGCUAACCCACUGUGAUUCAAGUUCCGCCUCUAAGAAGCUACUCUGGGCAAACACAGUGCUGGAGGCUGGACACUCGGAGGUCGAAGGUUUGCGGACUAUAUUCGACACUCACGCCCAAUUGGAUACUGCCAAUUUUGAACGUGCUGGUCGGCAGUAAGCUUUCCCAGCUUCUUCUUGGGCACCGUGCUGUCCCAUGGAACACACACGGCAGUGAUAAGGAGCGAGGUACACUUACGUCACUGAUCAGGGGUCGUUAUCACAGACUGAGGGGGGUCCGGACAGCCGGUACCACCUCAGUACCCCGAUGCUAACCAAGUCGAAAUCUGUGGAUCUACACUUGAGAAAACGAACUUCCUAUUUCGGUUGGAGGUAGAUUUUGUUGCAUUCAAUGCCCAUGAAAGCUACAAAUUUUCUCCAGCCUCCCGUCACAUAAAAGACGUGGAUGCCACUUU
Messenger RNA from Neurospora hispaniola, 1013 nucleotides. RefSeq lists its product as uncharacterized. The coding region runs from base 197 to 718 and encodes 173 amino acids. The transcript has a single exon. The record is from RefSeq and is a predicted model, not a curated record. Lineage: Eukaryota; Fungi; Ascomycota; Sordariomycetes; Sordariales; Sordariaceae.